GACUGGAAGACACCGGCCUUAUAUCUCCAAGCCCUCCGGUCGCCCGGCAAGACCAACUGUGCAGCAUUAGCAUCCAGCCUCGCCGACUUCAAGUACCAGAACCGUCAUGCGGUCGAGAUAAACUUCAAUAGUCAUUCAAGUACGGGGUGGGCAUCUGGUCAUCUCUGCGUGUGCUCUCUCCUACCAAAUGCCCAGGGGCACAUACUGACGAUAUACAAAGAGCAAAACCCGAAGCCACCUCCCCAAAUGACCAUGCAGGCCUCAGUCCAAGACGCCAUCCGGGGGGAAGAACGAUCGGUGUGGGCAUGGGCAAGGCGAAGAUGUGUGCGACUCAUGGGACAGCCGUUGGUCAAUAGGCGUCUCAAGUACACAACAAUACUUGGAAAUGGGUUCCAGACCUGACCAGUGGGCUCAGUAGAGACCACUUAGAAACAGUUGGGCAACCGUAG
Molecule: messenger RNA, 449 nt
Organism: Aspergillus vadensis CBS 113365
Lineage: Eukaryota; Fungi; Ascomycota; Eurotiomycetes; Eurotiales; Aspergillaceae
Exons: 1
Source: RefSeq, a predicted model, not a curated record